Messenger RNA from Helicoverpa armigera (cotton bollworm), 2407 nucleotides. Its product is annotated as m-AAA protease-interacting protein 1, mitochondrial. Gene Ontology annotation, cellular component: mitochondrial inner membrane. The transcript is spliced from 4 exons. The coding region runs from base 245 to 1081 and encodes 278 amino acids. Lineage: Eukaryota; Metazoa; Arthropoda; Insecta; Lepidoptera; Noctuidae. The record is from RefSeq and is a predicted model, not a curated record. Gene Ontology annotation, molecular function: ribosome binding. Gene Ontology annotation, biological process: protein insertion into mitochondrial inner membrane from matrix.
UAAUUAAAAAUAAGUAAAUUCGACACAACUUAUGUCACGAUGACUUUUUGGAUUAUCUAUACCAUCUAUUAAAAUUUUCAGUAGUAAUUCAAGUCAAAAUGGCCUUUUAGAUUAUUUAUACACAUUUCAUCCUAAAUUCAGUGAAAAAUUUUCAGUUUUAGGUACCUAAAUAAUAAAAAUGGAAAAGACAACCACAUACCAAGAAUACAAUAAUUGGAUACACUGAAUAUAAUGCCAUGGGUAUAUGAUGGCAUCACCAAUAGGAUUACUACCGAGGCGUAUUUGUCCAAUUGUAAAACGAUUUUUUGAAGUUAAUUGCAACAGUGUUUCGAGACUAUCUAGAACUCUCUCCGCUAUUACCUCUUAUCCACAAACAACGGUCCCAAACCCUGUGACAUGUUCUUACUUCAAAAAUCCCGUUGAAUUUCGCCAGCUCAAUCCUCGGAGAAAUGAUAGUGGUGACAGUAAAUUACUUAUUGGUUCCAAGAGUUCUUUAAAAUUUCUCAAAGACUUUCCGAAAUCAUUUGGCUUUGGGAGAAAAACUAAUAAAAACAAAAAUCAAAAGAAACGAGUUCCAAAAUUAAUUUUAUUACAAAACCCUUUCACAUGGCUAAUGAUCAAAAUCGACUUCAGCGUCUUAAGGAACAUUUGGGAUCCAACGUUUGUGGAACGAGAAUUUAAAUAUGGGACCAAGCAGGCUAUAUCACGAGUGACACAAGUAAUUAGUUCAGGCCAGUUGAAGGAUUUGAAUGGCUUGCUGACGAAGCCAGCCCGGUUGAGUUUAUUGCGGGAGUUGGACCGCAACUGGGGCGACAAGCAGCGAUCCUUAUUAGCUCUUAAACUCGAUGACAUACAGAUAUCAUCCCCUCGAAAGGUUUACUUCAUUAGGAUAGCUGAUAAGAAAUUUUGUGAUGUGGACAUGGCAUUCUUGGCGUUGAAAUGGGUGCCUAUCAAUAGUAUAGACGCUUUAAUAUUUACAGAGAUAUUUGCAAGAUUUCACCGAGAAUAUACGCCACACAGCAUACCAGAAUGGACAAUUGCUUACUUUAAAGUUACUCGUUUCGAAGUCCUGCGUCGAUGAGGUGAGAGCCUGCAGCCCUCGUAGGCUGCAGGUUCUAAUGGAUCGGCUUUUAAUUUGAAAUUGCAGUGAUGCAGUUGUUAAUAUCACAAGACUGCAUAGUGUAUAGCUGGUCCUAUAAAACAAUAAUCAACGACAACAAUUAUAUUAGUAAGUCUUGUAGGUUUUAUUUCAUAAAACCGUCUUACUAUGAAACAACGUGAUACACUAAGGACUGUUUGUUCGAAAACUGAUUGCCUAAUUAAACUAAUAGAAAAUCUGUUCAUAGUUAGAAUCUGAAACAUUAAAAUAGUAGGAGGGCUAGUACUUGAAGUAUAAAAACAGAAUUCAGGAAAGAUUGGAUUACAAUCGGAUAAAACAAAUAAUACCUAUGUCAGAAAUUUAACAAUAUUGUUCUAAAAGAUCGGAGAUUCAGUGCUGGUUUACAUGGAUAAACAUUUUAAAGUAAAAGUUUAAGAUAGUAAUUUUCGUAAUUGCUUAUAAGUUCAAGUAUAUUAUAAUAUUUGACCGGAACAAUGGCGAAUAUUCAAAGUAUAUUCACACCGAUCUCUUCUUACGUAAAGCUCACAAGACUGACUUUUGCAUUACUUUUGUAGUUCUUGUUCACAAGACAAGUAAGCAUUAGAAUCUUCGUGCAAUACAUUACCCUGGUCCGCAAUCCAAACCUGACGAAGCAAUAUACCUAUUCGUGAUUUUAUUCAAAGCUAUGUAUUAUGUAAGAUUUAUUUUAUUUUUGGUGUACAGCUCCAAAAGAUGGGACUGUCGAGCGUUAUACUUUAUUCUUACUUAAAGUAAUGUCUUUGAAAAUCGCACAUGAUUGUGCGUUUGAAUAGGGUCAUUAUUGUGUUUGUCCAUCAGUAAACCGACCCCAGUGUUGACAGAGAUCAAUUCUGAUUAAUUAAAGUAUAUUAGUAGCAUGUUUUGGACAAAAUCCGGUCGUUUAGCGCAUCUAGAGUCUGCGCUACAAUAUAUCUUAUAAAAGUAAAUUACCUAGUAGGUAUUAUAAUAACGUUUUGGACCGUUAAAUUAAAGGGCGUGCAUGUGGGAUAAUGCUGUUUACAGAAUAUGCGUAAGCUGACAGCCGUCGACUAAUCUGAGGGUCUGAAUCAACGGCAUACAUAUUUUUUGAUGUUCCAUUCCCAACAAUGUCUUGCGCGCGGACGUUCCACAUUGCCACUGGGUGAUUGUGAAAAUGUUAGUCGUUGUUAACGGAACAGAGAAUGGUUGCUGUUUCUAAUAUGGAUAAAGUAUAAAGUAAUCUUUUGUAUAUCGACUGGCUUUUGUAUUGUCUAAACGUGUUACAAUUAAGAAUAAAACUAUAAAUCACAA